Molecule: messenger RNA, 2113 nt
Organism: Acanthopagrus latus (yellowfin seabream)
Lineage: Eukaryota; Metazoa; Chordata; Actinopteri; Spariformes; Sparidae
Gene: orc2
Product: origin recognition complex, subunit 2
Exons: 16
Coding region: 140-1867 (575 amino acids)
Biological process (GO): DNA replication
Cellular component (GO): nuclear origin of replication recognition complex; nucleus
Molecular function (GO): DNA replication origin binding
Source: RefSeq, a predicted model, not a curated record
UAUCAUAUGACCUUUCACUUGUCACGUGGCUUAAAACUUCAGGAUGAUGGCGCGGAAAGUUUUCACACCGCACGGCGUAGUUUUCAGUUCGUGAAAGUUUUGUUUACAUUUUCCUCCGGUGACACCGACAUUAGCAGCCAUGAGUGUGUUGGAGGUGAAGUUUAUCGGUGAUGGAGAUGCUCUGGAGCACAUCGUGGACAAACAGGAGGGUGUGCAGAGCAGCAGUGGGUCUGUUCAGAAGAUGGUGACGUUCAAGAGCCCAGCAGGACGACGGGCCAGAGAGGAGGCAGAACAUGACGGGGAUGAAAAUGGACUCCUCGAUGAGCAGAACUAUAUCCAAGCUCUGGGAACAGAUUACACAGAAGAAGAUGAGGACGGUAUGUCCAGGGUGGCUGGAUCCUCCAUUUUCACCUUUCAGAAAGUCAAACGUGGACACAGCAUGGCUCAGACUGCAAGUGAGUUGGCUCGCACUCCUGGAAAAAGCGUGACCUUCAGCACGACGCCUAACGCUGAACCCUCCACUCCCACCCGAACAGGCCGCAACAACAGAGGUGAAAGCAGGACACCGCAGAGGAGGAAGAAGGUUCAGUUUGUCUCCACAACACCUCACAGGCUCAGGAAGAGAAUUACGACACCGAGCAUCCGGUCUGACAGUGAUAGUGAGCUGUCGCCCUCUGACUCUGGGGAGGACGAGGAUGAAGCGGGAGAGGAGGAAGAGCAGAAUGUCAAGAAAGAAGACAAGGAGAACUCAAAGACUCCGAGAACACCGAGUAAAGGUUUAUCUGCUGCUCUCUACAAGACUCCUGCCAAGAAGAGCAAGAACGCCUCUGAAGCACUCGGCCAGCCCAGUAUGAUUGAGGAGUAUUUUGAAGCUCAUGGCAGCUCAAAGGUCUUGACGUCAGACCGCACCCUGGAGCGUUUGAACACCCCAAAACUUGACCGGGAGAUGUUGGUCCAGCUUUUAGAAGGAAAAUCGUCGUGCUACUCAAAAGAGAUCCAGCAGCUCCACAACAAACAUAGAAAGCACUUUAGCAAAUGGAUGUUACAGUUACAGUUGGGAUUCAGUGUGAUGGUCUAUGGUUUGGGGAGCAAAAAAGCUCUGCUGGAGGACUUCCGUGUGUCUCACCUGGGGCAAGAGAUCCAUCUCGUGGUCAAUGGAUUCUUCCCUUCCAUCACUCUUAAAUCAAUCUUAAACGCUCUGACGUGUGAGGUUUUGGAGCAUCAGGGAAGCUUCCGCACCCCCUCAGACCAGAUCCAGCACAUCACUCAGACCCUUAAAGACAGCCCAGACCUCCAUGUGUACUUGCUAAUACAUAACAUCGAUGGACUAAUGCUGCGAGGAGAGAAGACCCAGAGUGCACUGGGGCAGCUGGCCUCCCUACCCAACCUGCACUUGGUGGCUUCUAUAGACCACAUAAAUGGUCCAUUGGUGUGGGACCAGUUUCAGCAGAGCCAGUUUAACUGGCUGUGGUGGGAGUGUGUGACGUUCCAGCACUACGUGGAGGAGACGUCGUAUGAAAACUCACUACUGGUGCAGCAGACUGGCGCUCUCGCUCUGUCCUCCCUUACACAUGUGUUACGCAGCUUGACACCCAAUGCAAGAGGAAUUUUCAAACUGCUGGUGAAAUUUCAGCUGGAAAACAAAGAUAACCCUUCAUACUCAGGAUUGUCAUUCCAAGAUUUCUACCAGCGUUGUCGAGAGGCGUUCCUGGUGAAUUCUGACCUCACACUGAGGACUCAACUGACUGAGUUCAGAGACCACAAACUGAUCCGUACACGCAAGGGUGCAGAUGGAGUGGAGUACUUGCUGGUUGCUGUGGAAGCGAGCACGCUGAUGGAUUUCCUGGAGAAUGAGGAGGGUGACUGAGAAGUGAAAACUUUGGACUUGCGUCACUUAAACUUCAGUAGCUGACUGACUUUACCAGAAUAUAGAAAGACAGAGUUACAUCUGAAUUGCAUAAAACUUGAGCCCGGCUUACAGGCUAUGCACAGUUUAACCUAAUGGUUUAAUAAUUAUUGGUGAAAUUUUUUGACUUGUCAUAAAUGCCCCACUGUAGCACUGUGCACAUUUACAUCUUGUGUUUUGUAAAUUAAAAUCAACACUUGGAGUUCA